This is a messenger RNA of Monodelphis domestica (gray short-tailed opossum), 10836 nucleotides long. It is a transcript of the gene NAALAD2, whose product is annotated as N-acetylated alpha-linked acidic dipeptidase 2. NCBI's taxonomy places the organism in Eukaryota, Metazoa, Chordata, Mammalia, Didelphimorphia, Didelphidae. Gene Ontology annotation, molecular function: carboxypeptidase activity. The record is from RefSeq and is a predicted model, not a curated record.
AAUCUGACAUAUGUAGAGAUUUAUUAUUUACAAAUCUUUCACAGAUAUUUCAUUUGAUCAUUAUGACUAGUUCUUAUGGGGUGGAGAGUGCAACAAUUAUUCUUCCAUUUUAUAAAUAUGUAAACAGAGUCACCAAAAACCAAAUGCGCAUCUAGAUCUAGAGUUGAAACAGUUUAGAGGUCUUGUGGUCUAAUCCUAACAUUUCUACUUGCCUACAGAGUGGGAGGACAUAGAGACAGAAAAGAAUUCAGGUCCUGGGUUUCCAAAUUCAGUACUCUCCAUUUCUUGAUUUGACAGGGAUCACUGCUAUUAAGUACAGUCUGAAUUCGAUCCCAGGUUUUGUUGUUGUUUGUUUCUUUGUUUGUAUGUUUAACUCUAGCUUGUCCUUCAGCAUCCCCCCUUACUAAGUAAUAACCGGUGGACCAUAAAAUCUAUCAGACUUGUGGCAGCUAUUUGCCUGGUCAAGGGAAGCUUAUAGACAGUGAGAGGCAGAUCCAGUGACCAGUAAGGUAAGGACUCCUGAUAGAUGCCAAGUAGGGCGGGAUCAGGGACUAUCCUGAAGCCGCCCACUCUCCCUCAACUCAGCCACUCUCAUUGGCGUCUCUGUGGUUUGUCUAGGUUUAGGAGUUCACAGUGGGGUCAAUGGAGUGGAAUGCUCUCUGCGGAUUAGAAAAAUGUGUGCUCUCUUUUCCCAGUUCUGGCUUUUCUUCCACUCUUUGGCUGGGACUCCUGACCUUUGGGGGAAAUACAGAAUUUUGUUUGUUUCUUGACCACCUUUCAAAUAGAUGAAGGGCUGAGGGGGGAGGAAGGGGAAGAUGACAAGGACCGCCCAGAAAGCAAGGAUAGCCACAGAGUAGCCUGGAGUGAGAACCGCAGCCCCGUUACAAUCAUGGCUAAGACCAAGGUCAGACUGUACACCUGGGUGUGUUUGACUGCUCUGCUGAUGUUUUUCCUGUCCGGAUUUAUGGUGGGAUGGUUUAUUAAACCUGUCAAAGAAGUAGCCAUCUCAAUUCCUACUUACCAAAAUGAAAGAUGGAAACUUAUAUCUGAGAUGAAGGCAGAAAACAUCAGACAAUUUCUCCGUUCUUUUACAAAGCUCCCUCAUCUGGCAGGAACAAAGCAGAAUUUUCUUCUUGCAAAGCAAAUCCAGAGUCAAUGGAAGAAAUUUGGAUUGGACUCAGCUGAGUUGGCUUAUUAUGAUGUGCUCCUAUCUUACCCUAAUGACACAAAUCCCAACUAUGUUUCACUUGUUGAUAAACAUGGAAUUGAGAUUUUCAAUACUUCAUUCUUUGAGAUACCCCCAGGUGGAUAUGAAAAUGUUUCAGAGAUCGUUCCACCAUAUAAUGCUUUCUCAGCCCAAGGAACUCCAGAGGGAGAUCUUAUAUAUGUGAACUACGCACGUACUGAAGACUUUUUCAAGUUAGAACGAGACAUGAAAAUCAACUGCACUGGAAAGAUUGUUAUUGCUAGAUAUGGGAAAAUAUUCAGAGGAAAUAAAGUUAAGAAUGCCAUGUUAGCUGGAGCCAUAGGGAUUAUCUUAUACUCAGAUCCAGCUGAUUACCUUGCUCCUGGAGUACAGCCCUAUCCCAGUGGAUGGAACCUUCCUGGAGAUGUUGCCCAGCGAGGGAAUGUACUAAACUUGAAUGGAGCUGGUGAUCCUCUCACUCCAGGGUACCCAGCUAAAGAAUACACCUUCAGGUAUGCAGAAAAUGAAGGAGUGGGAAUCCCCCAAAUCCCAGUACAUCCCAUUGGAUAUCAUGAUGCAGAGAUAUUAUUACGCAAUAUGGGAGGAACUGUACCACCAGAUGACAGCUGGAAAGGAAAUCUUAGUGUGCUUUAUAAUAUUGGGCCUGGCUUCAUAGGGAACUAUUCCACCAGGAAAGUCAGAAUGCAUGUUCAUAAUACCAAUAAAAUAACAAGGAUUUACAAUGUUAUUGGAAUCAUCAGAGGAUCCAUGGAGCCAGACAGGUAUGUUAUUCUUGGAGGUCAUCGAGACUCUUGGGUAUUUGGUGCUAUUGACCCAACCACAGGGGCAGCUGUUCUACAAGAGGUUGUCCGGAGUUUUGGAAAACUGAUGAGUGGAGGCUGGAGACCAAAAAGAACUAUUAUUUUUGCUAGUUGGGAUGCAGAAGAAUUUGGACUCUUGGGUUCUACAGAAUGGGCUGAGGAGAAUGCAAAAAUACUUCAAGAGAGAAGCAUUGCUUACAUAAAUUCUGAUUCAUCCAUAGAAGGCAAUUACACCCUUAGAGUGGACUGCACACCCCUUCUCUACAAAUUGGUCUAUAAUCUGACAAAAGAGAUUGACAGCCCUGAUGAGGGUUUUGAAAGCAGAUCUCUUUAUGAAAGCUGGUUACAAAAGGACCCUUCACCGAAAGAUAAAAACAUUCCUAGAAUAAAUAAACUAGGAUCUGGAAGUGAUUUUGAAGCUUAUUUUCAGAGACUGGGAAUUGCCUCAGGUAGAGCUCGUUAUACUAAGAACAAAAAAACAGACAAAUUCAGUAGCUAUCCUGUUUAUCACACUAUUUAUGAGACUUUUGAGCUGGUAAACCAGUUUUAUGACCCUACCUUUAAGAAACAACUUGCUGUAGCCCAAUUACGAGGAGGACUAGUAUAUGAACUUGCAGAUUCCAGAAUCAUUCCUUUCAAUAUUCAAGACUAUGCAAAAGCUUUAGAAAACUAUGCUACCAGUAUCUAUAAUUUAUCCAGGAAACAUGACCAACAACUGAAAGACCAUAAAGUAUCAUUUGAUUCCUUAUUUUCUGCUGUGAGAAACUUCACAGAUGCUGCUGCAGAUUUUCAUAGAAGACUUGCACAUAUUGAUUUUAAUAACCCAAUUGCAGUAAGAAUUGUGAAUGAUCAGUUGAUGCUGUUGGAAAGAGCUUUCAUUGAUCCUCUUGGUUUACCAGGAAGGCAAUUCUAUAGGCACAUCAUCUUUGCUCCAAGUAGCCACAACAAAUAUGCAGGAGAAUCAUUUCCAGGAAUCUAUGAUGCCAUGUUUGAUAUUGAAAACAAAGCAGACCAACAUGAGGCCUGGGAAGAAGUUAAAAAGCAAAUCUCCAUUGCAGCAUUUACAGUUCAAGCAGCAGCAGGGACCCUGAAAGAAGUGUUAUAAGAAGAUGCAGCAAAGGCCUCUGCUCAUAUGACCAGCCGCCACCAUCACUGGGAAGGAAACCAGAGAACAAAAUCCACCUCUCAUUUAUCUCUGAUAACCCAUGAAGCCACAAUUUAAACAAAGAAAACCUGCAGAACUCAUAUUUUAUAUGACAUUUUCAUCCAUUCACUUCAAAGUGCUUAUCGAUUUAGCAAAUAACCUUCUUGAAUUUAUUUGUGAAUCCCCCCUUUGCCCAGCUGAACCCGAGAAAAGAAAUGGUGGCACUUUACACAUACAUGCUUCUAUUACAUUUAUGUUAGCAGAAUCUAAAACAAAAAUCUUAAAAUAUAGGAAUUAGCUUUGCAAAAUGUAGAAGGCUUAGAUAUUAGCUACAAGUUUCUCCAACUUAAUUCAGGCCAGGAAUCAAGUUGAGAAGCAGAAAUCGGAGGCUUAAGAGGUACACCACGAAGGUAUUCUAGUAUUCUAAGGAAAAAUCACCACUGAUGCUUAAUAAGUCUCAGUUCCUUACAGUGAUAUUGGAAUCACUUCUAAACAUCCCCUGACAAAGAUCUUUUUCCUUUUGCUUGAAGAUCCCCUAGUGAUGGAAAACUACCAUCACCUGAAGCACUAUUGGUCCAUUUUCAGAUAAAAUCACUUAUUAGGGAUUUUUUCCUGAUAUCAAAUGUAAAUCUACUCCUUGGUAACUUCCCUCUCACCACCCCUAUUAUUCAAAGCUCUGCCCUCUGGAAUCACAGAAAAUAAAUCUAAUACCACAUGAUAGCCUUUCAGAUAUUUAAGGACAGGCCUUUGGAUGUCCUCCUUCUUCCACUAACCAUCCUCAAAUUCCAUCCAAGUCUUCUCCCCCACCCCCAAGCUAAAGAGCAACAUUUCCUUCUGCUCCUCAAGACUGCAGCCAUUUUAAGCACUUUGCUCUGGCACUUUUUCUUUCUUUCUUUCUCUCUCUCUCUCUCUCUCUCUCUCUCUCUCUCUCUCUCUCUCUCUCUCUCUCUCUCUUUCUUUCUUUCUUUCUUUCUCUCUUUCUUUCUUUCUUUCUUUCUUUCUUUCUUUCUCUCUUUCUCUCUUUCUCUCUUUCUUUCUUUCUUUCUUUCUCUCUUUCUCUCUUUCUUUCUUUCUUUCUUUCUUUCUUUCUUUCUUUCUUUCUUUCUUUCUUUCUUUCUUUCUUUCUUUCUUUCUUUCUUUCUUUCUUUCUUUCUUUCUUUCUUUCUUUCUUUUUCUUUCUUUCUUUCCCUUACCUUCUGUCUUAGAAUCAUUACUGUGUAUUGGUUCCAGGGUAGAAGAGUGGUAAGGGCUGGGCAAUGGGGAUUAGUGACUUGCCCAGGAUCACACAGCUGGGAAGUGUCUGAGGUCAAAUUUGAACCUAUCUCUAGGCCUAGCUCUCAAUCCCCUGAACCACCCAGCUGCCCCAGGAACCUUUUAUUAAGUAUCUUUUUCCUUUAAAAUAGCAGCAUGUCACAAGUGGACUGCUAAAUGAAUGCAACAAUACCAAAGAUUUAAUCAUUUAGAUAUCAAGCAUUUACUUCAUGCAAAGCAUCAUACCAGGCACAAGGAAUACAAAGAUGAAUAAAAGUGUAUAGUUAGAAAUUAUUGAACCCCUUAAACUACAUUACCCAAAAUUCCUUUCUGUAUUACCUAGAAUCCUUUUCCCUUUUCCCUUAGUCCUCACCUUUGCAUGAUGGUAUUUAAGUUUGCUGUGACUCCUCCCACACUCUUUCUUUUACUGGCGACCAGGCUGAGUUCAGGUAGUUCUUUUACUUUAGCUAUUAUUAAUAAAACUUUUAGAAUAUAAUACUUAGUUAUUAGGUAUUAAUUUUAAUCUUUACAAAAGUCAGGUCUCUGCUGACCUCUAGCAUUCAUGAUCUGAUCAGACACGUACUGUGUUAAGUCCAAAAGAGAGAAUAGUGUCGCCCCAAGAGAUCUGAAGAACAGCAUGUUGUUUAUAAAUUGGAGAAGGGAGAGAAAGUACGUGAAGCUAUGCUUGAACUCGUUUGGUAAUCUUCACUCUCUAGUGCAUCUCUUAAGUGCUUGUGUCAUGAAGUUUAUGCCUUUUUCUACACAGAAGAGCUGUGGGAGCAAUUGCCAUUUAUCUGCAGAGAACUGUUUAUGUAUAAAAUAAUGUUAGUGAUUUAACAAACUCGAUUAUCUGACAUUUUGCCUUCCUGUACAAUAGGAAAGAAAUAUGAGGAGAGACUGGAUUUCUAGAAGUAGAUAUAUAUAUAUAUUAACAACAGUUAGCCUUAUUUCCCAAUUACGAAACAGAAAAAUUAUUAACUUUAUUUGUACACACAUACAUAAUAUAUGUGCACAUAAAAUUAUGUAUAUAUAAUGAUAAAUAUGUAUGCAUAUAUAAAAUCUUUAUAUUAUGGAGAUUUUGAACUGGAUGUUCUUUUAGACUUCUUAAACUCAACGUGUAUAAAACUGAACUCAUUAUCUCUGCCUCCUUCCAAACUCUUCCCCUUUCCAAAAUUUCUCUUACUGUUGACAACACUUUCCUCCAAGUUACCCAAGCUUGCAAUGAUGCCAUCAUUGACUCCUCUCUCUCUCGCCUCCAUAUCCAAACACUUGCCAAUUCCUUUCCAUUUUACCUUUAUAACAUGUCUCCCAGAGACCCCUGCUCUUCUCUACCUCUACCCUGGAACAAGCCCUUUUCACCUCAUGCCUAAACUGUUGUAAUCCCAGACAUGGGUCUCUCCCUGCUCUAAUCAGCUGUAAAACUGAUUUUUCUCAAGCACAGAAUCAACCAUGCCACCCCUGAUCUCAAUAAACUUUAGUGGCCCCCAGUCCCCUCUGGGAUCAAAUAUAAAACCUGUUUGCCAUUCAGAGCCCUUCAUGCCUUCCACCCUGAUCCUUCUCCUUCCCCUUUCCAGUUUUCUUACAUUUUUGUCACAUAUUCUAUGGUCUAGUGGCAUGGGUCUCUUUCUUAUUACCUAUAUGAAUGUCUAACAAAAUCAAUCCUAAAAUUUUAAGGACUACCUAUUGGAAAAGAGAUGAGACUUCAUUUGCUCAGUCACUAGGGGUAGAACUAGUAGCAGCAGGUGAAAGGUGUGAUGAGACUGGUCUGAAAGUAAAAUAAUAUGUCUUAAGAUGCAGAAGGUUUUUCUUCUUUUUACCUUUUCAAAAACAAAAACACCAACCUUAAGUCUUAGAAGUGAUACUAAGGAUCAGUUCCAAGGCAGGUAAGGGCUAGGCAACUAGGGCUAAGUGACUUGCCUCGGGUCACACAGAUAGGAAGUAUCUGAGGCCAUAUUUGAACCCAGGAUACCUCCCAUCUCCAGGCAUGGCCCUCAAUCCACUGAGUCACCCAGCUGCUUCUUUUUGUAAGCUCCUACACAUAACCCAACAAACCACUUCUCAGGUUAAGUUGCAGGAGAAACUCUUGAUCACAUAUACUUUGGACUGAGUGGCAUCAGAGAUUCCUUAGAAAUCUGAUUCAGUGAUCUUAAGUUUCACUGAGAGAUGGAGUGCCUAAGCCUAGGAAAAUGAUAUUCCUGCUAGCCCCUACCAUGGUCAGAACACCCUUGUGGCUCCUAUGUUCAGUUCUGAAAGUCUGCAAAUGGAAGGGCUUUCCUAUGGUAAGGAAGACCCAUCGAUCUAUUCUGUUUGAUUUUAGAAGGAAGAAGGACUAAAUGAGUAGAUUUUUCUUUAUAUGGAAAAACAACCUUAGUGAUUAGAAACGUCUAAAAUACUAUCUUUUAAAAUAGUGACAUUAACUCAUACACUCCAGGAAUUCAAGCAGAAUUAAGACAAUCAUCUAUAUAUGUGGUAGAUCAGAUUAAGGAAUCCCCAGAGGGAUUAUACUAGAUCUGACUCAAACCCUCAGACUUUGACAUUAGAACUUAUUGGAAGUCAUGAAGCUGAAUGGAAGGAACAUAGACCCUUCAGAAUCUGCAAAUAUGCAUGUGGUUCAUUUUGUGUUUUUAAAAAUUUAGGUUCCUUCAUCCAAGAUUUUGGUAUCUCAAAACAUCAAAUAAACUUAAAAGGUUUAAUUUAAAAACAGCAUUGCCCCUGGCUAGUUUCUAUAAAAGCCAUAAAUUUAGGAAGAAAAGUUAGAAAAGUUGAGCAAUAGGAAUGGAUAGAAUAUUAGACUAAAGACUUCAUUACAGUUCUUAAUGUUGGCUUUUCCAUUGAGUUUGACUUCAAUGAACUCAUUUAAAAUUUAUGGGAUUCAGCAUCUAAGUUAACUAAGCAAAAAGAUUUAACAUUAGUCUGUAUGGGAUACUAGUUGGUUGAGUGAAUAGAGCACUCUACUUGGAAUAAGAAGAACCUGAGUUUAAAUCCCACCUCAAACACUAUAGGACUCUGGUCAAGUCACUCAACUGCUGUUUGCCUCAGCCUUCUUAUCUGAAAAAUAGAAAUAAUAGCACCUACUAAUAGCAACCUAAAUUCUCAUGAAGAUCAAAUGCAUCAUGUAAACUCUUAGCACAGUGCCUGGCACAGAGGAAGCACUAUAUAAAUGUUUAGUCUUUCUUGGUCAUAUCUGACUCUUUAUGACCCCAUUAGGAGUAUUCUAGGCACAGAUAUUGGAAUGAUUUGUCAUUUCCUUCUCCAGCUUAUUUUACAAAUAAGGAAAUAGGGUUAAGUAAUUUAGCCAGAGUCCCAUAGCUAGCAAGUGCCAGUCAGAGGCCAAAUCUGAAUUCAGGUCCUCCUCAUUCCAGGCCCAGUGCUCUAUCUACUGUAUCACCCAGCUUCCCAUGGCUAUUAGUAUCAUUAUUCCAGUACCUUUAUAUGUUUUUUUUUGUUUUGUUUUGUUUGGACUUUGAUCAUCUAAGAAAGGCUGUCUCUAUCCUCUCAUAAAUGGUCCUAUUAGAAGAUUAUUCAGAAAAUUAGGAGAAAUUAAGCCCACAUGACCUUCGGCUUUUUCUGGGUAAUCAAGUAACAAUGCAAAAGAAUGAGAGAUGUAGGAAAUGCUAGCAUUCUCCAGCUAAACUUUCUCCUAGGAAGAAGUGCUUUUUACUUUGUGGUCUACUAUUUAUAUUCAAUAUAUAAUUAGAGUCAAGAAAUAUUUAGCAUUUUUUAAAAAGAAAGUUUUUAAUGCAUUUUUUCCUUAGCACUUUGUUGAAGGUUUUGCUUAAAUUUCAUUGAAUAGUUUUAUGCUCUCAAAAUGAAAAUGAACAUGACUAGGCAAAAACAUGGGGCCAAGAGUAAGUUUAGUGCCUUAUGCACUUGUAUUUAAAUUUGCUGUCCUAUUUCUUUUAUCACCAUUAUCGAGACUUAUGUUCUGUACACCAGAGAGUGGGCUUCUGGUCAUGCAAGCUGGGGAAGUGAUGUAGAGAUACAGCAAGUUUUUCUAGAACUCUUCCCAUUCCUCUUAACAGAGAACAAAACCAGUGAGACUGGGGCCAUUUCAUGAAAUGUAGCGUUGGCCAUUGAUCUUAGCUAACUCCUUUAUAGGUUGUUACUCUCACCAUUUUUCACAGCUAUAUCCCAACCUAAGGCUAACUGUUUCUGAAUUUGUAGCAUUCACUGUAAGAAGGGAUGGGUAAAAGUAGAUAGGGUAAAACCAUUUUCACUAGUUACUGGAAAAACUCAAAGCACAUUCAUGAGUCACUAGUGUCUUACAUUUGUUUAUCAAGGGCAGAACAUAAUGUACAAAAGCUAGGUCCAGUGUUAACAUUUGUAUAAUCUGCCAGGUGCUUAGAAUUUCCAACUAUGAAUUGCUAUAAAUAAUAUUUUCAAAGCCUCCCCCCACAUAACAUAAUCCUACAUCAAAUCUGUCCAAUGCUUUCUUCUCUAACCAAAGUGCUUCCCUGUUUCUUAUGAAGAGGCAAUCUGGACAGUUUACAGUCAACUGCAGGGAACUAGAGGAAUUAGACUGUAUUAUAUCUUUAGACCCCUUUUUCCUUUAAUUCGGUGCUAGGUGGUUUUCUCUCAUUCUUCUCCUGAUAUUUUUUUAUUCCAGCGAGACUCCCACUCCUGGCUGCUUUAUAUAUAGUCCUUGAGUAAAAAGUCUAUAACCCAGAAGUAAACUUAUUUUUAAGUCUCCUUUUCCCUGUGUCAGUUCUCAGUAUCUCUCAUAAAUUUCUAGCCUUCAAUUAAAAAAAAAUGAAAAUGACUCUGCAUCCUCAAAGGCUACCCUUUGGAGUUCAAAUUCGGUUAGGUUCUACAAGGUGCAAAAGGUUCAAUUACUAGUACAAUGUCAGAUUAUGUCAUUUUUUCAGAGGAGACCAGCAUAGUUAAGGAUCGACAGAUUCAUCAUCAGAAAUUUGCAAUGGCCCCUGUGUGUCCUACAUAAAUUCUUUUUCAUCAUCAGAACAGAUGAAAGAACAAAGGCAUGGAUAGUCCUGUCUGUUGUCUUUAUUUUUCUUCAGUGAUAGUCAUGGAAUUACACAAAGUCAGAAAAAGAAGCAGAAGGUGCUAAGAAUCACACAGUUCUUAGAUGGUCUAGGCAUGGUGGCAAACCUAAGGCACAUGAGGGCAUUCAGAGCCCUCUCUGUGGGCAUGCCCCAGUACAGAGUUCUCCAGAGUUUGUGACUAGAAAGCCCCAAGGAAUGGCGCCAGGCUGUUCUCCUCCCCCUCUCUACAUGCACCUUAGGACACCACCCACACUUCUAAAAGGUUUGCAUUUACUGGAAGGUAAUUACCAUUUGAUACUCUCGAUGUCCAAUCUUUAUCCAAUGGUUAACAAGUUAACAAGUCUCUACUGGAGAAACUAAACUAUAUCCAGAUGAACAUUCUUACCAUAAUGAAAGCAGAAUGCAAAAAGAAUUUAUGGAAAGACACAUUCUCUCCUUACAUAAUAAAGAAGUUUACAGACAAGGCACAAUCAUGUAUCCAAAGGCAAAAAAAAUUAUUUCAUGGACUACUAACUUGCUUAUCUUGUCUUGUGACAUUCAUGGUGAACAUAAGCAAAUGUGAGAAGACUAAAAGAAAUAAGGCAUUAAGUGAGAAGUAGAAGGAGGUAAAAGAAACUUAGCAAUAAUUUAACUAGAUUUUGCAAUUUAACUGGAGUCACAGGAAUAGAUGAUAGGAACAAUGACUUCUGCACCUCCUCUAACCCUCCCUUUGUAGAUCUUUAUAUAGCACCAUGUAAUUUGUGUAAUGCAUCCCAGCUGUCCUAAAGAAGCAAAAACAGAACAAGAGUGUUACUAUUUUCUCCCAAAAGCCUCAGUGAGAAAUGUUGUUUGUAACAGGAGAUUUGGCAGGAGGGACUGAGGCAGAGCCCCUGUGAGCUGUCCUUGAGGACAAAACAGAUCCAUUUGAGCAGCCUAAGAAAAGUUUUCCAAAAGUCAUUUAAGAGAAUCUCAGACAAAGAUGAAAUUGUUGGAUCAAAGUCAAAAACAAAAGGCUUAAAAAGGCUAGAGGCCCUCUGGAGUGUAUGAAAGAACAGGACCAGAAUGCUAUCAGCCAGAGCUCCAGGGAAAUAAAGUACUUCAUGGGACAGUUGCUUUAGAGCAGUCACCUAGCACCAUCUUCUGGAAUCGAGCUAAAUAGCAGGGAGCAGCAAUUUCAAUCCAUAGAGUAAGAGCGGUCCCAAGAAAUCUCAUGAUACUUGCCUUUAGCCUCUGUGGCAACGGGAGUGAAAAGACCUACAACACUGACCACAGGAAUGAGAAAGUGAUCCUGUGGUCCAUACAGGAAAGAGAAGAAAGCUCCCCGUCCCCUCUUGCCCCAUCACCCAGCUCACUAUUGGAAAGGAGUGGCCCUUGGAAGGCAGCUCACCUCUUGAUUCUUCAAAAGUGAUAUUUGAGAUUUUUGUUAUAGUGCAAAUAAAACUCCUAUUAUUUGAA